Messenger RNA from Musa acuminata subsp. malaccensis (wild Malaysian banana), 1553 nucleotides. RefSeq names its product molybdate transporter 1-like. The record is from RefSeq and is a predicted model, not a curated record. Gene Ontology annotation, biological process: molybdate ion transport. Lineage: Eukaryota; Viridiplantae; Streptophyta; Magnoliopsida; Zingiberales; Musaceae. Gene Ontology annotation, molecular function: molybdate ion transmembrane transporter activity.
GCCGAAACCAAGGUCGAACGAACACAAGCAUCAUGGCCACCAACGCGGUCAACCCCUGCGAUGGCGAUACCGUCGAGGACAAGCCGGAUCGCGGUAUCCCCGCGACGAUCGUCGCUGCGGCCCGCGCCAACCUUCUCUUCCGGUCGAGGUGGGCGGAGGUCAACGGCGCCUUGGGUGACCUGGGCACCUACAUCCCCAUCAUCAUGGCCCUGGCGCUCGCCAAGGACCUCGACCUCGGCACCACCCUCGUCUUCACCGGCGUCUACAACAUCAUCACCGGUUUCAUCUACGGCGUGCCCAUGCCUGUCCAGCCCAUGAAGUCCAUCGCGGCCGUGGCCAUCUCCACCGCGAGCUUCGGCGUGCCGGAGAUCAUGGCCGCCGGAAUAUGCACCUCCGCGGUGGUGUUUUUGCUGGGUGCAACUCGUCUCAUGGAGCUUGCGUACAAGUUCAUCCCCCUCCCCGUUGUUCGCGGCAUUCAGCUGGCUCAAGGCCUGUCCUUCGCGAUGACCGCCGUCAAGUACGUCAGGUACGACCAGGAUCUCGCCAAAGGCAAGGCUUCUGGCGACAGGCGUUGGAUGGGCCUCGACGGCUUGGUCUUGGCCAUAGCGGCCACCGUGUUCGUCGUGAUCGUCAACGGUGCUGGUGAGGCAGCAGAACAGGGUCGGGAGGAGCAAGUCAUCCAUGAACAAGGCGGGGGACGAAGAAGAGCCAAGUCUUGGAGGAAAGUGAUAUUCUCUGUUCCUUCAGCUGUUGUUGUCUUCGUGCUCGGCAUAAUCUUAGAUAUAAUAAGGGAGCCCGGCGUGGUGAAAGAGUUGAAAGCAGGUCCAUCGCGCAUCCACGUAGUGAAGAUCUCCAAGCACGCAUGGAAGGAAGGAUUCAUCAAGGGCGCAGUGCCGCAGCUGCCGCUGUCGGUGCUCAACUCCGUGAUCGCGGUGUGCAUGCUGACGACCGACUUGUUCCCCGACAAGGUCGCAUCGGCGACGUCGGUGUCGAUCACGGUAGGGCUGAUGAACCUGGUGGGCUGCUGGUUCGGGGCGAUGCCGUGCUGCCACGGCGCGGGGGGACUGGCGGGGCAGUACAAGUUCGGCGGGCGGUCCGGCGCGUGCGUGGCUCUGCUGGGGGCGGCGAAGCUGGCGGUGGGGCUGGUGCUGGGGGGUUCGCUGCUGAGGCUGCUGGUGGAGUUCCCGGUAGGGCUGCUGGGCGUACUGCUGCUGUUCGCCGGAGUGGAAUUGGCCAUGGCGGCGAGGGACAUGUCGAGCAAGGCGGAGUCGUUCGUGAUGCUCAUCUGCGCCGCGGUGUCGCUGGUCGGCUCCAGCGCGGCGCUCGGGUUCGUGUGCGGCAUAGUGGUGCACGUGUUGGUCGUGGUGAGAAGGCUGCUGACGACUGAUCGUAACAUGUGAUGCAAAGUCGCUCUAAUAAGCCUAAAAUCCAUAAAGCUAAAUGUUGUCUUGUUGUUUGAUAUGUUUGUUUAUAUAUUAAUGUAAUUUUAUAUUUCUUAAAUCAUAAAUUGUUUAAGAAUCAGAGCAUAUAAAAAAUAUAGUGUUGGCAUGAGA